GCUCGCGCGCCGCCUCCAAGAUGGCGCCCCCCGCCCCCCCCCACCCCGUCCUCCGUGCGCGCCGCCGCCGCUCGGGGCGCGGCCCCGCGGCCUGCGCGCUCCUGGGCGGGGGAUGUUGUGAUGGAGAAGCCGCGGUGGAGCCCGAGCCCCGCCGCAGCCUGAGGCAACCUUCCGCCACCUGGGCCCGGGGCCUCGCCGUGCAGGAUCUGCCAAGGCCAUGUCUCUUCCAUCGUCACUGAGCCAGUCGGCCAUUAAUGCCAACAGCCACGGAGGCCCUGCACUCAGCCUACCUUUGCCCCUUCACGCUGCCCACAACCAGCUGCUUAACGCCAAGCUGCAAGCCACAGCUGUGGGACCGAAGGACUUACGCAGCGCCAUGGGGGAGGGCGGUGGGCCUGAGCCAGGCCCUGCCAAUGCCAAGUGGCUGAAGGAGGGCCAGAACCAGCUCCGGCGGGCUGCCACCGCCCACCGUGACCAGAACCGCAACGUGACCCUGACCCUGGCAGAGGAGGCCAACCAGGAGCCAGAAACAGCACCCUUGGGCCCCAAAGGCCUGAUGCAUCUAUACUCUGAGCUGGAGCUCUCGGCACACAACACAGCCAACCGAGGGCUUCGAGGACCUGGCCUGAUCAUCAGUACCCAAGAGCAAGGCUCAGACGAGGGAGUGGAAAAAGCAGCGGGAGAGGUCGAGGAGGACGAUGAAGACGAGGAGGAGGAGGAGGAGGACUUGUCUUCUCCCCCAGGACUGCCCGAGCCCCUGGAAAAUGUGGAGGUCCCCUCUGGGACCCAGGCCCUUACAGACGGCCCUCGGGACCACAGCAAGAGUGCCAGCCUCCUAUUUGGCAUGCGAAACAGUGCAGCCAGUGACGAGGACUCAAGCUGGGCCACCUUAUCCCAGGGCAGUCCUUCCUAUGGCUCCCCCGAGGACACAGAUUCCUUCUGGAACCCCAACGCCUUCGAGACGGAUUCCGAUCUGCCAGCUGGAUGGAUGAGGGUCCAGGACACCUCAGGGACCUACUACUGGCACAUCCCAACAGGGACCACCCAGUGGGAGCCCCCUGGCCGGGCCUCCCUCUCACAGGGGAGCAGCCCCCAAGAAGAGUCCCAGCUCACCUGGACUGGCUUUGCCCACAGAGAAGGCUUUGAGGAUGGAGAGUUUUGGAAGGAUGAGCCCAGUGAGGAGGCUCCGAUGGAUUUGGGACUGAAGGAAUCUGAGGAGGGCACAGUGCCCUUCCCAGCUCAGAGCCUCAGCCCAGAACCAUUGCCCCAAGAGGAGGAGAAGCUGCCCCCACGGAAUGCCAACCCAGGGAUCAAGUGCUUCGCCGUGCGUUCCCUAGGCUGGGUGGAGAUGACCGAGGAGGAACUGGCCCCAGGACGCAGCAGCGUGGCAGUCAACAAUUGCAUCCGCCAGCUCUCCUACCACAAAAACAAUCUGCAUGACCCCAUGUCUGGGGGCUGGGGGGAGGGGAAGGAUUUGCUGCUGCAGCUGGAGGAUGAGACACUAAAGCUGGUGGAGCCACAAAGCCAGGCGCUGCUGCAUGCCCAGCCCAUCGUCAGCAUUCGUGUGUGGGGCGUCGGGCGGGACAGUGGAAGGGACUUUGCCUACGUAGCUCGAGAUAAGCUGACCCAGAUGCUCAAGUGCCACGUGUUUCGCUGUGAGGCACCUGCCAAGAACAUCGCCACCAGCCUGCAUGAGAUCUGCUCUAAGAUCAUGGCUGAACGGCGCAAUGCUCGCUGCUUGGUCAAUGGACUGUCCCUCGACCACUCUAAACUUGUGGAUGUCCCUUUCCAAGUGGAAUUCCCCGCACCUAAGAAUGAGCUGGUGCAGAAGUUCCAAGUCUACUACCUGGGGAAUGUGCCUGUUGCUAAACCUGUUGGGGUAGAUGUGAUUAAUGGCGCCCUAGAGUCAGUCCUGUCCUCCAGCAGCCGCGAGCAGUGGACCCCAAGUCACGUCAGCGUGGCCCCUGCCACCCUUACCAUCUUGCACCAGCAGACAGAGGCAGUGCUAGGGGAGUGUCGGGUGCGGUUCCUCUCCUUUCUGGCUGUGGGCCGAGAUGUCCACACAUUUGCAUUCAUCAUGGCUGCGGGACCAGCCUCCUUCUGCUGCCACAUGUUCUGGUGUGAGCCCAACGCUGCCAGCCUCUCGGAGGCCGUGCAGGCUGCGUGCAUGCUCCGCUACCAGAAGUGUCUGGAUGCCCGCUCCCAGACUUCCACCUCCUGCCUCCCAGCCCCUCCUGCAGAGUCUGUGGCCAGGCGGGUAGGGUGGACUGUCCGCAGGGGUGUUCAGUCUCUGUGGGGCUCCAUCAAACCCAAACGUCUGGGAGCCCAGACUCCAUGAAGAAGCCUCCUUCCUCCCUCCACCUGCUUGUGUUGGGCCCCAGGGAAUUCAAAGGUUUGGGUGCAGGAAGGGGCUCUGGAGGCCAUUACUGGGCCCCAGGUCCCCCAAAGCAGCCCCUCCUCAGUAACUCGGGUUCCCUGCCUAGGGGCUGGGAAGGGAAGCUCUCAUCCCUUAAAAGAAGUGAUAACACUGGAUUAAUGACAAGAGAAUCAGGAAACCAGGCCAGCCCCGGGCCCUCCACCCACCCCCAGUGUUUGAGGUGGAGCAGGAGGAACUGGUCCAGGCCAGGCCCCAUCCUCAUAAGGCCCAGCAGGGAGAGAAGGAGGAGAGGAUUGGUCUAGGCAUGGGUCCCCUCUCCCCGGCUCUGUGGGCACCUCUGCUGUACUGAUAACACUAAUAAAGUCUGUCUGCGCUGC
This is a messenger RNA of Perognathus longimembris pacificus (Pacific pocket mouse), 2754 nucleotides long. It is a transcript of the gene Apbb1, whose product is annotated as amyloid beta precursor protein binding family B member 1. Lineage: Eukaryota; Metazoa; Chordata; Mammalia; Rodentia; Heteromyidae. Gene Ontology annotation, cellular component: nucleus; cytoplasm. Gene Ontology annotation, molecular function: amyloid-beta binding; transcription factor binding. Gene Ontology annotation, biological process: regulation of DNA-templated transcription. The record is from RefSeq and is a predicted model, not a curated record. Bases 218 to 2338 code for a protein of 706 amino acids. The transcript has 14 exons.